This is a messenger RNA of Umbelopsis ramanniana AG, 703 nucleotides long. RefSeq lists its product as uncharacterized. Bases 35 to 616 code for a protein of 193 amino acids. NCBI's taxonomy places the organism in Eukaryota, Fungi, Mucoromycota, Umbelopsidomycetes, Umbelopsidales, Umbelopsidaceae. The transcript has a single exon. The record is from RefSeq and is a predicted model, not a curated record. Gene Ontology annotation, cellular component: mitochondrion.
GCUGCUUUUUCCAUUCCACUGUACAUUUGGAGUCAUGUCAGUGUACCAGAGAAAUCUUCGUUUUAUAUCCUCCAGGAUUCCAAGUCUACGAACUACUUUGAGAAAACCACUGUAUAUAUCGCCUGGAUAUCGAUCUCCGUGGAGUACGCCGACCACUCGACAAGUCUUGCGACAUGACUGGCAUUCAACUCGACUCUAUUCCGCCCAAGUUGAUAAUGUCGAGGCAAACACAACAAUCAGACAAAGACUGAAGUCAUUUAUGAAGAAGUAUGGCGCAGUUGGUGCUGGAGUUUACUUAGCCCUCAGCGCUGUCGAUUUGAGCUUGACAAUGGCGGUCAUUACGUUCACUGGUGCUGAAAAAGUCAAGCAAGUCGAAGACUGGGCAUUGAAGGAAGUCAAAGGCUUAUUUGGCAUGAAACACAAGAUCACACCCAAAGCAGAUUCAGCAGAAAAGCCGUCCAUGGCUUCUAUCUUUGUAAUAGCAUAUGGAAUUCACAAAACUAUUCUUCUGCCUGUGCGACUAGGUUUGACUGCCGCCAUCACUCCGUUCUUGGCCAGGAAGUUGCAACAAAUGGGAUUCCGGGUGCCGGGCACACGGAAUAUCGCAAAGACUUAAAAAUAUAUAGACUUAUAAGCUAUGUAAAUAAAAAAGAAAUGAAAAGAGUUUGUAAAGGAUGUCACGGAAGGAGAGCCAAUGCCUCCU